AAGUAUUUCCACUUUACCACAAAAAUCUUUUAAUUAUUAUUAUCGUCUCUCUCUUAUUUUCUCUCCUUUGCUUCUUCUACCUGUAAUUUUUCCAGUUCAAUAACUGCCUCGACCGGUCCGAUCCCGGUCAAUUUUCACCGCCAUGAAUCCUGAAUAUGACUAUCUGUUCAAGCUGUUGCUAAUUGGGGAUUCUGGAGUUGGCAAAUCAUGUCUUCUUCUGAGGUUUGCGGAUGAUUCAUACCUUGACAGUUACAUUAGCACAAUCGGAGUUGACUUUAAAAUUCGUACGGUGGAGCAAGAUGGAAAGACCAUCAAGCUUCAAAUUUGGGAUACAGCAGGACAAGAACGAUUCAGAACCAUCACUAGCAGCUACUACCGCGGUGCUCAUGGCAUUAUAAUAGUUUAUGACGUGACAGAUCAAGAGAGUUUCAACAAUGUUAAGCAAUGGCUGAAUGAAAUUGAUCGCUAUGCAAGUGAAAAUGUAAACAAGCUUCUGGUUGGUAACAAGAGUGAUCUCACUGCAAACAAAGUUGUUUCUUAUGAAACAGCAAAGGCAUUUGCGGAUGAAAUUGGCAUCCCAUUCAUGGAGACAAGUGCGAAAAGUGCUACCAAUGUAGAGCAGGCUUUUAUGGCUAUGGCUGCUGAUAUCAAGAACAGGAUGGCAAGUCAACCAGCCGCAAACAACGCAAGGCCACCAACUGUGCAGAUACGUGGGCAGCCUGUUAACCAGAAGUCAGGUUGCUGCUCUUCUUAGUUGUCUCUUUAUUGACCCCACGUGGCAACAAAAGGAAUGACGUCUGAAUUGUCCUGAAUUAGACUAUUCCCCACAUUAAACCAUAUAAUCAUUUGCUUUGUUAGUUUGUUCUGUAUGCAAUUCAAAAGGAGUUUGAUGUUUUAAGUUUAUCUUGUUUAUUGUCCUGUACAAAAAUUAUGUCUCGUUUAAUCCUAGUAAAUGUUAUUGUCAUCAA
Messenger RNA from Mercurialis annua (annual mercury), 968 nucleotides. RefSeq names its product GTP-binding protein YPTM2. Bases 143 to 754 code for a protein of 203 amino acids. Gene Ontology annotation, molecular function: GTPase activity; GTP binding. The transcript has 8 exons. NCBI's taxonomy places the organism in Eukaryota, Viridiplantae, Streptophyta, Magnoliopsida, Malpighiales, Euphorbiaceae. The record is from RefSeq and is a predicted model, not a curated record.